Messenger RNA from Cladocopium goreaui, 1448 nucleotides. The record is from the annotation of a GenBank genome assembly. Lineage: Eukaryota; Dinophyceae; Suessiales; Symbiodiniaceae.
AUGUUGUGUUUCGAUUCUCCGGUCAAACCUUGGCCAGGCUCUUCACGACCGACAACUCUGCGAGGCAUCGUGGCUGCCCUGAUUGCCGCUGCAGCCAUUGAUUUUUCGAAACCUUUUCGGAAGGUCCUCUACAUCAUGCGUGGACCACCGGGAUCCGGCAAAAGCAGCGUGGCACGGCUGUUGCUCCAAAAGCACCUCGCGGCCCAGGGCCUUCGCUGGAACCCCUCACAGCCCGGGGCUGCCUUUUCUCCAAUCUGUCGAGCAUUCAUUUGUUCCACAGACGACUACUUCACCAAAGUCGAUGACGAGGGAGAUGCGAUCUACGACUUUGAGCCGCAACGACUUCGUGAGUUGCACCAGAAGAACCAGCAGCGUUGCCGCGAUGCCAUGGAGUUGAGUCAAACUCCAUUGUUUGUGGACAACACCAACAUGGCCCUCUGGGAAAUGUCGGAGUAUGUGAUGCUGGCAGAGGAGUUCAACUACGCUGUCAUGAUCAUUGGCGCAGAACAGCUUGGUGCCGGAGCAUUGGAUUUACGAGUGCUGCAGAUGCGAUGUGCCCAGGAAGCUGGUCGAGCUGAUGGCAAAGAAAUCCCAUCAACCACCCUGGAGCGCAUGAUUAGCAGAUACGAGCCAUUGCCGGAGGAGGUUAAAGGUGUCCGUUUUUGGAAUGCCGCCGAACUGGACUUGCUGAAGAGUGCCAAGCCAAAGCCAAGGUUUCGCUAUGCCGGGCUUGAUGUCGAGACGUCUGCCCUGGAGGCACUGGCAGCAAUUGAUCUUGGCCCAUUUUUCUGGGAGGGAGCUGAGCAGCCUGAAGGACAAAGGCAUUUCCUCGCUGCUCGGAUGGCAGAUCGCUGGACGUCACCGGACAGGCUUCAUGUCACAGUGCUUUACUUCGGCAAAGAUUCCAAGAGGCAAGAGGCAGAAGAGCUUGUUGGUAGGACGUUUGCAGUGAAGGUGAGCGGCCUCGUUUUCAUUCGUGGUGGCAGCUUGCUCUGUGCGACUUGCGAAUUCUCCUCCGACGACUAUGAAACCUUGGCCUCUCUUUCAGAAGAUUGGCGUCCACAUAUUACGCUUUUAUUCUCUGGACGCUGGCGUCCAAAGCACUCGAAUGACAUGCUUGUGGGUAUGGAGGAGGCAGUGCGUCGCAUGGAAGCCGCACCCGAGGCUGGCUCGAUUGAGGUUGAGGAGACGCAGCUCGAUCCUGUGAGCCAACCUGAUUCCAUGUCAACGGAGGAUGUGGUGAAGAGGCCGCAGGUUCGUCAGACCAUGCACGAUCAUCCCCAUGGCACACUGCAGGUGCUGUCUGGGGUCUCUGUUUCUGACGAAGCGAAUCUUGAUCUUUGCGUCUUGCAGUUGAAUGCUCCGCUAGAUCUCGGAAAUUGUGAUUUCAAGCUGUUCUGAGCAAAAUUGCCCGUCUGGGAUAGUUUUAGUGGCGCUGAGUUGGAAAA